Molecule: messenger RNA, 671 nt
Organism: Erigeron canadensis
Lineage: Eukaryota; Viridiplantae; Streptophyta; Magnoliopsida; Asterales; Asteraceae
Exons: 1
Coding region: 117-665 (182 amino acids)
Source: RefSeq, a predicted model, not a curated record
GGUGUAUUCAUCACUUCACUAUCUUUUUAUGACUUCCUUUCAACACUACUAAAAAAACCCCAAAGCAAUCAACCUUAAUAUAAAACCAUCUAUAUAUAUAGAUAUAGAUAUAUAUCAUGCGCGAUUAUUUCUUGUUUUUCACUUCACGUAAUAAAUCCGAUCAACAAAAAUCCUUAUUGACCGUCAACGAUAACAUCUGUUAUGAUCAGGCCACCACGGCCGCCGGCGACUACAACAAUCCGACGGCGGCGAUGGCUUUGAUACUAAAAUCAUGGCUCAACGGUAACCGAUUUCGUUAUUUAAUUCUUAUAUUAUGUUCACCGAUAAUCAUACCGAUUGUGUGCGCGAUUUUCCCCUUCAUUUGCGCCGCCGAAGUCUGUUUUCGAAUCUGCCGACGUCGGCGGUUGAAAUCGGAACCGGCGGCGGAGGUGGUGGCGGCGGCGCCGCCUCAGAGGCGGAAGGAGGAUGUGAAUAAUAAGGAAAUGAGUUUGUUAGAUAGGUAUUUGGAUGAUCAAUUGGAACUUGCGAUUGAGAUUUUAGAUGAAUGUGGUGGUGAAUUAGGGUUAGGUUUUGGUUGUGAUUUUCUUGAUGAUGAUUAUUUUGAUUGUAAUUAUCAGUUUAACAAUAAUAAUAACAAUAAGAGUAGUAGUAAUAGUUUGUGUUAAUUUUAA